AUGUGAGGAUUUCUACUAUGGUCAGCCAGAGCUACCCAAUGGGUUCUGUACUGCCUGUGAUUGUAAUGGUAAUUCUGAUCAAUGUGAUAGCAUAACUGGCGAGUGUAUUGACUGUCAGUUUGACACUACUGGAUUCAAUUGUGAAAGGUGUAUUGAUUAUCAGUUUGGUAAUGCUUCACAACAGAACUGCCAAGUGUGUGGUUGUAGUGUUACAGGUACAGUAUCUGCAAGUUUCAAUGCUGGAACAUGUGAUUCUAUAACUGGACAGUGUGACUGUAAAAAUGGUGUUAACUCAAGACAAUGUGAUGAGUGUUUACCAACCUGGGUUGAUUUUAGUAUUGAUGGUUGUACAGAAUGUAACCAAUGUACACAGACGCUAUAUGAGGCAGUGACCGAGUUGACAACAAACUGGGAUGACUAUUACGACACUGCCAGCUGGGUUAGUGAGUUACAAGACAGGGACAGAGAACUUCAAUCACUGAUGCAAGUCAUGAAUGUCUCAGUAACUGAUUUACAGAAUGAUCAACAAUUAUUUGUGGAUCUCAGAACAGCUGUUGAUGCAGUGGAUACAGUGUCUUAUACAACUCUUGUGUCUAAUCUCAAUUCUAGA
Molecule: messenger RNA, 610 nt
Organism: Saccoglossus kowalevskii
Lineage: Eukaryota; Metazoa; Hemichordata; Enteropneusta; Harrimaniidae
Product: laminin subunit alpha-1-like
Source: RefSeq, a predicted model, not a curated record